UGGAUCAACGAUUUCACGCCGUUACUCCGUAAAUCACUGCUGGAUAAACCAGAGGAUUUCUCUCUGUCUUUUAAAAUAGUAAGAUGUAAAUUUGCUAUUGAUUGUUUGAUCACGGAAUUGGAUAAUAUUUUAGAAGCUUCAUAUCAAUCCAUACAUUUUUUCCUAUUUUUCAGCUCCGCUUCUCUUUUCAUUGAAUCUUUAAAGAUUUGUGAAAUCCAUUGUGAAGAUUUGUGCUUGGCUGACAAUGCGCUUUACCUCAAAUCAACUUGGUAGCUUGCUUCAAGGUCUCCAGUUUAAAGGUCGUUUUGUUUAUUUAGCAACAAUAAUUACCACAGAUCCUAAUCCAGGUACAAGUCCUUGCUUUGUUAAAGAUGAAGCAACAUACCGGAAGUUGUUAUCCUUGGCGGAGGGGUAGCCGCACUAAUCGAAGUGAAUCUUCAUGGCUUCAUGCUACUCUGGGAGAGAUGGAGGAGAAGACUCAGAAUAUGUUGAAUAUUCUAGAAGCAAAAUCCGAUUCGUUUUCUCAACGAGCUGAAUUUUUUUACCAUAAGAGGCCGCAGCUCAUUAGCAUGAUUGAAGAGUAUUACAAAGCAUACCGAGCAUUGGCAGAGCAAUUUGACCGUCUUAAGAGGCAAACUAGACAAAAUUCUCCUGAAUCUGUUCAAGUUUUCAAUGGAUCAUCUUGUGAAGCUCCACUUGUAAAGAAAAUUUCAGUGAAUGAGAACCUAAAUGAAGGAUGUAAGAAAUUUCUCAGAAGCCAAGGAAGGGGUUCUGAUUCAGAAGUAUCAGAAGCAGGGGAUCCAGAUAAUUGCAACCCGAGGAGCAAAAGGCUUUCUGACCAGGAAUCUAUAAACAUGAUACCUUCCGAUCAGGAAUCUGGAAGUGCGUCAUCUCAUUCACAUUCUGAGGUGAUUAGCCAUUUUGGAAAGCCUACAGAGACUGAAAAUGUUGGAAGCGAGAUGAGAGAAAAGAAAAAUAAAUUGGAAGAAGAGAGCUCGCUUCUUUAUAAACAAGUAACUGCCAAAAACAUUCAGGUUGAGCAUUUGAAGAUAAAAAACAAUAAAUUGGAGGAAAAGGCUUACUGCAAAGAAGAGAUGUCUCUGGUAAUGCAGGAUAGGAAUCUUUUGCAAAAAGAUUUGGAAAUAAUCAUAGUAGAAAACACAAAACUGAGGAAUGAAAAUGAAAAUGAGGUUAAUGUGUGGGAGAUGAAUGAUUUACUCAAGGAGUUAUACUUCAUCAGAGAAGAGAACGCCAAGCUGCGAAAUGAAAAUGAAAUCAAUGUACACCGGCUGCAAAUUCUUACAGAAAAGGUCAGCAGCCUGCAAAAGGAGAACAAAAGCUAUCACACCAUGUCAGUUGUCCUUGCCUAUGUCAAUGAAAAAUUGCAGAAAGAAAUGUGUGGAGUCAAUCAACAAAGUGAAGGCACAGUGAGAAAUCUGAAGGAUGAGAAAAAGAAGGUUGAAGUCAUAUUGGAAGCUAAAGAAAACCUAGUUUUGGAACAGAGUUUCAAAAUAAAGAAAUCACAAACUGAGGUCUGUGAUAGGAAUUUGAAGUUAGACAUCAUCAGAGCAGAAAACGCCAAACUGAGCAAUGGAAAUGAGGCUAAUGCAAAAACACAGGAAGAACUGAGGAAUGAAAAUGAGGUUAUUGCUCAAAGAGUGCAAGAGCUGAUGAAUGGAAAUGAGAUAAAUGGACAAAAACUGCAAGUUUUUACGAAAAUAGACCGAGGCAAUCGACAUGGCAAAGGUCAGGGUAAUGUACAAAUGCAAGUUCUUUCAGAAAAGCUGAAAAGGUUGGAAAAAGAGAAUUCAAAUCUAUCUAAACGGAAUAAUUUUAUGUCACUUUCAUAUGUCAAUAGCCAAGCUGCAAGAUUGGAUAAAAGCAAUACAAGGGGUCAUACUGAAAUUUCUGGAGCCAAUUUUCAGAGAAGAGGCACUGUUCCAAUUGUCGAGGGUGAGAAAAAGAAUGUUGAAAUUACAGUAGAAGCUAAAAAAGUGUCGGUACCAGAACAGAAUUUUAGAGUAGAGGAAUUGCAAAGGCAGGUAUGUGGUCUUGUGACAGAGAACGCCAUACUGAUGAAUGAGAUUGAGGUCAACUUUCAAAGCCUGCAAGUUCCUAAAGAAAAUUACCCUAACUUGCUGUCUGAGAAUUCAAAGCUCUAUACACAGAGGAAGAAUGUUGAGAUCAUAUUGGAAGAAAAGGAAAAAUUAGUAGUGAAACAGAGCCUCAAAAUAGGGGCACUGCAAAAUGAGGUCUAUCAGUUACUUGAUGAAAACAGAGUACAGGAGAUACAACUGCUGGAGCGAAAUGAAAAAAUAAGAGAGGCAGUAAGGCAGCUUUGUUUUACUUUGGAUGCAUUGAUGGAUAAAAAUAAGAGAUUGCAGAAAGCUCUCCAAAAAAUAAGAGAGGAAGAGGAAUUCAAGACUAAUAAUAUUGAAACCAGUAACUCACAAACUUCAAGGUGGAGGAAAUUUUUGUAUAGCAGCAGACGGAUACGAGGCUUUAGCUGCAUUGCUGAAGAAGCUGUGUGAAUUUAUACAUCAGGUUGGAAUUGUAUUUCAAGUUAUUUAACGUUUUUGUUUCUGAUUGCAAGUAUAUUGGAUUUUAAAAUGCUUGUUGAGAAAGGGUAUUCUGGAAGAGAUUUAUUAUCUGCAGUAACAUUUUAUAAAAGGGGAAAAAGAUUUGGUAAUUGUAUAUUUUUAACUGUGAACAUAAGAAAUUGAGUUGGAAAAUUCAUGUAAUAUUCUGUU
Cryptomeria japonica (Japanese cedar) is the source of this 2750-nucleotide messenger RNA. RefSeq names its product protein NETWORKED 4B. The transcript has 5 exons. The coding region runs from base 372 to 2531 and encodes 719 amino acids. The record is from RefSeq and is a predicted model, not a curated record. Lineage: Eukaryota; Viridiplantae; Streptophyta; Pinopsida; Cupressales; Cupressaceae. Gene Ontology annotation, molecular function: actin binding.